Molecule: messenger RNA, 605 nt
Organism: Daktulosphaira vitifoliae (grape phylloxera)
Lineage: Eukaryota; Metazoa; Arthropoda; Insecta; Hemiptera; Phylloxeridae
Gene: ND-13A
Product: NADH dehydrogenase [ubiquinone] iron-sulfur protein 6, mitochondrial
Exons: 3
Coding region: 109-474 (121 amino acids)
Biological process (GO): mitochondrial electron transport, NADH to ubiquinone
Source: RefSeq, a predicted model, not a curated record
AAACAUAGCUAAUGUUAAACUAAAUUUUCAUUAAGGAUUACGGAUUUUGUGCUGAAAUUUAACUUUUAUUAGCUUAUCAGAAAUUUGUGACUUUUUUAAUUUUUAGGUAUGGCUUUAAAUUUGUUGAGUUUAAGAUCAUCGAAUACUCUUUUUAGAGUAAUGUGUCCUAGCUUGACACUUUCAGCUAAGUACUCCUGGGAGCCAAAAGAAAUUGAAACCCACACUGGUCAGAAAUGGGAAAAGAAUGAUUAUAGGUUAGCACGUUUCAUAGAUACAGAAAAGCAAGUCAAUCAGUGUUUUGCAAUUGAUCUCAUUAAACAAGUACCCCCUAAAGAAUGUAAAGAAAGAGUUGUUUUUUGUGAUGGUGGUGGUGGACCAUUAGGCCAUCCUAAAGUAUACAUAAAUUUGGAUAAACCUGGUAAUCAUUCUUGUGGAUAUUGUGGAUUACGUUUUUUCAAAGAAGAUCACCAUUAAAAUAUAACAUCAGAACUUAGAUGGAUAUCUCAUACAUGUUUUAUUAAUUUUUGGAUAUGUAGUAGCAAAUUGUAAAAUUUCAAUUAAUUAUGCUAUUAGAAAUAAAAUAUAAUAUUUAAUUUAAAAAAAAA